AUGUCGCAACAAUUAGCACUACCCCGCGUCUUUGGACGAAGACUGGCGGCUGUCCUCAAGACAAGGACUGUCAGCUUGAGACCCGCGCAGAGGAGAUGGAUUACUCCUGCGCCCAAGGCUGGUGAUGGGCCCUUGAUGUCGAGGAGGGCAGAUAGAGAGCUUCCAGAUGUCGCUGAUAUUACUUUCCGCUGGCGCCGAACCUUCCCCAUCUUCCUCGUCAUCGUGGCCGCUUCGUCUGUCGCCAUCUUCAACUACCAAAAGAUGUCGUCCCCCGUCGUCUCAUCAACCCUCUACGCUCUGCGCACCAAUGCCGAGGCCCGCGCUCUUCUCGGAGACGAGAUCUACUUCCGACGUCAGAUCCCCUGGAUCCACGGUGAGAUGAACCAGCUGCACGGCCGCAUCGACAUUUGGUUCUCUGUGCGCGGUACCAAGGGCGAGGGCGUUAUGCGCUUCGCUAGCAACAGACCUACCAGCAAGGGAUUCUUCUCGACUACGGAGUGGAGUCUCACUAUGGAGGAUGGUACGAGGUUGGAUCUUCUGGAUAGUGGUGAUCCCUUCAAAGCGCUCACGGGAGCAAAUGCGGUUGAAGACCUACCUCCUGUGGACGAGGAUGCUCCUACAAGAGGAUUCCGAAAGCAGGUUGAAUACAAGUGA
Molecule: messenger RNA, 654 nt
Organism: Fusarium sp. VM40
Lineage: Eukaryota; Fungi; Ascomycota; Sordariomycetes; Hypocreales; Nectriaceae
Source: the annotation of a GenBank genome assembly